UGAGUAUAUGUGGGUACUUAACAAUGUAUUUAGGCCUAUGCCAGCAUACGCGUAUUAAGUUAUUGAAUGACGUCAUAAUGAAACGCCUCCCGCGUGGUCAACAAUGAUAAUCGAUCGAAAAAUUUGAACAAAAUCGGGUUAAGUAAACACCACCAGCAUAUGAAUGCAUUGAACCUAGCCUGAAGUGUCGGGCUUUCACGUUUGUAAUAGCGUCAGCGUGACUGGAGGUGGACUAGGCAGAAAUGUAGCUUUGGUCACAGGGUGCAAAGACGGAAGAGGGUGUCGAGUACUGUCUACCAGUGCAGGUUGCAAGCACAGUGUGUGUGCAACACGAUUCUAAAGAAAACGUUGUUUAUUAACAGGACAAGACUAGAAACAAAUGGGAAAAUGAAGGACAAAGAGAAAAAUGAAGACAACAUGACGUCGGAUCAAAGUUCCGAGGAGCCGAGGUCAAUGCAGGCCGCCAGUGAUGUGGACGAUGUGGAGGUCAGUUUUGGUCCCAAGAAACAGAAAGCCGUGAAGAACCUGAAAGAGUCACCGUUGAUCCUAGAAGACAUUGAAGUCAUACGACCGCCCGAGAUGGAGCACGUCGUGAUGGCAGACGAACGCCUCCGCGUCUCUCCCUGUACCUCACCCCCUUACAAGUGGAUUUGCUACCUUGAGAUUUACGCUGGCAACGAUCGCUACAAGGGCACCGGUUUCUUUUGUACAGCUCUGCGGGGGACAUCACGUGACCUGGUCAUCCUGACAUGCGCACACAACUUAUUCAUUGAAGGAGCGUAUGUGCAGAAAGUGAAGGUGUACCCCGGCCGAGACACGUGGCAGCUACCAUACGGGCACUUUACAGUGUACCCCUCUAGCUUCCGGGCCAGUGAUCUUUAUAUGAGGAAUAUCACUUCAGGAAGUAGAGACGCUUCCGUGCAUGACUAUGGCGCCAUAUUUGUAAGUGAUACAAACAGAGUCCGGGCAGCAUUGCCAAGGGAUUCCUACGGCUUUGGGUACAAUCUUCUCCCCGAUGAAGCCCUCCAGAAUAGAGUGGUUAACAUCUGUGGUUAUCCGGGUGACAAAUCCGACGGAACGCUGUGGAUAGGGGGCGGAAGGAUAUCUAGGGCACGUGACCGGAUGUUCGAUUACGACACCGAUACAGCAGGCGGCCAGAGCGGAAGUCCCGUCUGGACUUGGUACUACCAAGACUGGGUCGUCAUAGGUAUCCAUGGUUACGGGCGUGGUACAUACAACUCUGCCAGGCGAAUCAACAAGGAGGUACUCAAUGACGUAUUUAAGUGGUCACGUGAGAUUUCCCGCUUGGGGGCUUUGUCAGCAGAGAGUGCUCCGAAGGAAAAUCCCUUACCAGCGGUGCUUGCGACGCCGCUAUCCACAGAUGCAACGGACGCGCGUUUUAAACCAACACGUGCCAAAAAGGAGACGACUGUUUAACAGAGUUCUUAAACAGAUGUUUAAAAAUGUCAGAUGUGCGAAAGUUUGAACUAAUCAGCGAUUUGAUCUUAGACUCGCGUGAAACGACGAGAACUUCCAGUGAUUUACACAGGAUAGUUAUAUGUUUGAUGGCUUUCGCUUUUACACGUGCGUUAGUGAGUUUGGUGUGGGUUUGGGUUGAGAGUAACUAGACAUUGGUCACCAAGUACAUGUAAUUUCUGAACUCAUUCUAAAUUUGGCUUUAACUUUUUUAAGAAAGUGAUGUCUAUUUAUUCAUUUAUUUUAUUUAUUUAUUUUUUGUAAUUUCUAUUAUUAUUAUCUUUUUAGAGCGUUUCACUUUUAUGAGUGGAGCGCGAGUAGACAUUUCAUUUGA
Messenger RNA from Lingula anatina, 1810 nucleotides. RefSeq lists its product as uncharacterized. Gene Ontology annotation, biological process: proteolysis. NCBI's taxonomy places the organism in Eukaryota, Metazoa, Brachiopoda, Lingulata, Lingulida, Lingulidae. Gene Ontology annotation, molecular function: serine-type peptidase activity. The record is from RefSeq and is a predicted model, not a curated record.